UCAGGUCAACCUUUUUAGUCGAUAGGCAUUUCCACUUUUUCUCACACCGUUGGAACGACUAGUAUGUUGUUCUUCAACCAAGGAGAUACAUCAAGGCGCUCUGAAGAGGAUAGCCGUCAGAACGCAUUUUUCAGCACAUUCCAUGUGCGGAUCUCGAUAGCAUGCCUAUUGGUACUGUUUUGGCUGAUUUGGAUUACCACAGUAACCUUGAUGAUUCUUACAUACGACAUUUGGUCACUCGACUCAUGUUGGAAAUGGAUUGAAUGCUCCGUAUACUCUGUCUUAAUCGCAGUGCAUGGUCUCGUUCUGCUGGUGGGAACGGUUGGGUACUUCCACAACUCUACAACCUUAUGCAGUGCGCUAGUGAUCCCUCUUAUGAGUUGGGCUGGAGCCGUUAGUGGUGUAGUAAUCGAAUUCUGGUAUAAUCACGGCAACUGGGAUUUAGAAUACUGUCUCACAUCCCCAACAGUUCCUGGUUUUCUCUCCAUAUGGGUCUUUGCCGGAUAUGCAGUUAUAAUCAUCACAAAGUAUUGUGAUUAUCUGAAAACGCUACUCAAGUUGAAAAGACGUACGGGUUUCAAUGUGGACGUUUUCAAAGAGCGGGUCUUCGGGACCCCACCAAUAAAAUGGUUUAUUCGUAGCGAGCAGCCCCGUUGUGCAGAUUUGUCAGAUUCCAAUAUUGAUGACAUCUUCGCUGACUAUGAGCCCGAUGUUGCCCUCUACUAAACACAACUUGGUUCUUCUCGUCAGCCUCGCAGGGCACAAUCAUGAUUUCAUCUAGUUAUCUACAUAUCACUUGCCUGUGCUUGUCUAUGUGCUUUUUUCAACGAGAUUUUUCAAAUGCCGAUAAGCUUGAUUCUCACGUUUCAGUCUCUUCCAUUUGGGUAAAAUUUCUACAAUUCUAAUCACGGAUAGAAAGUGGUACAUACUUAUUCUGAUUUGAAUCCCACGUUUACUCUAU
Molecule: messenger RNA, 961 nt
Organism: Cylicocyclus nassatus
Lineage: Eukaryota; Metazoa; Nematoda; Chromadorea; Rhabditida; Strongylidae
Source: the annotation of a GenBank genome assembly